Molecule: messenger RNA, 6897 nt
Organism: Paramormyrops kingsleyae
Lineage: Eukaryota; Metazoa; Chordata; Actinopteri; Osteoglossiformes; Mormyridae
Product: protein strawberry notch homolog 2-like
Biological process (GO): regulation of DNA-templated transcription
Cellular component (GO): nucleus
Molecular function (GO): chromatin DNA binding; histone binding
Source: RefSeq, a predicted model, not a curated record
GUGUCGCCUCACUCAUUCAAGAUGGCGGCGCUUAUCCGGAAGUAAGAAAACGGCUCAGGGCUAGAAUUCCUGGUAAAACCGCCACUUUCCGUCGAAUAAUAAGAAGGAGCAGUGGCGGAACCCGUCCUUCGAAGGCGGCCGAGUCGGAUAACCCGUGCGCCGGUCGAGGCCAUGGAUGGUGUUCCGCCACAGUAAGGGCAUGGUCUGAGAAGCUCCGUCAGCCAGCCAUGUGUCAAGCCGGAGCCUAAUGCACAUCCAGCCCGCGCCUCCUCUCAUGGACGGGGACGACUUCCUGCACCCGGAGGGCCCCCAGCUCGAGGGGGGCCUGUAUGGCCUGGGCAGCUCGUCGCUGCUCCACGUGCCCAUGCAGAGUCAGAUGUACCCCACUAAUUCCUGGAGAUUCACGCCGCAAUCUGCAUACAACUUGACCAGUUCUAUGCAAUCUGGAAACCAGCAAUACCACUCAAAUCCUGCUUUGGAUAUGCACCCGGAAAUAUUCGACGACGUGGAUUUCACAAACUUUAGCCUGCCCACCAACGGAGACUUUUCUCAGGAACUCCCCUGCAUCAAUGACCUCUCCAACGACUCCCUGUUCUCCUCCCCCUCCGAUUCGCUUUGCGAUUACCCAGACGUGGGCUUCCUGCGGCCUGACAACGCCCCCACGUUAUGGGACAUAAACACGCCCGCGCCCAACCAGCUGCAGCCAAACAGGUUUCAGGGAUUGAACAGUUUUGAAGAUGUUUCCGCCAUUAUCAACACCCCGUCUGUAGGAUACCAGGAGCCCCCCGCCCCCCCCGAGGAGGAGGAGGAUGCCGAGGAAGAGGAGACUGAGGAGCUCGGGCACAUCGAUACCUAUGCGGAUUACAAGCCUUUCAAGUCCACCAUCGGGAAGUCCCACCCUGACAUCGUUGUGGAGACUAACACCCUGUCCAGCGUGCCGCCGCCCGACAUCACCUACACACUGUCCAUUCCCGAGGGCACCAUCGAGAAGGGCCUGCUGUCCGCCCUGCAGCUGGAGGCCAUCAUAUACGCCUGCCAGCAACACGAGGUGAUCCUUCAGAAUAACCAGAGGGCCGGCUUCCUCAUCGGCGACGGGGCCGGUGUCGGCAAGGGCCGCACUGUGGCCGGCAUCAUCGUGGAGAACUUCUUAAAGGGCCGGAACAAAGCAUUAUGGUUCAGCGUUUCCAACGACCUGAAGUACGACGCGGAGCGAGACCUCAAAGACAUAGAAGCUCCCGGUAUACAUGUUCAUGCCUUAAAUAAGAUUAAGUAUGGAGACACCGCUACCUCAGAAGGAGUCCUGUUCGCCACUUACUCGGCGCUGAUCGGGGAGAGCCAGGCGGGCGGGCAGCGCCGGACCAGGCUAAAGCAGAUCCUGGACUGGUGCAAACCGGGCUUCGAUGGAGUCAUCAUAUUCGACGAAUGCCACAAAGCCAAAAACGCCACGUCCACGAAGAUGGGCAAGGCGGUGUUGGACCUGCAGAACAAGCUGCCGCUGGCCAGGGUGGUUUACGCCAGUGCUACAGGUGCUUCUGAGCCAAAGAACAUGAUCUACAUGAGUCGUCUGGGAAUCUGGGGCGAGGGAACUCCUUUCAAGAUGUUCGAUGACUUCCUGCAUGCCAUCGAAAAGAGGGGCGUGGGCGCCAUGGAGAUCGUGGCCAUGGACAUGAAGGUCAGCGGCAUGUACAUUGCCCGCCAGCUCAGCUUCCAGGGCGUGUCCUUCCGCAUUGAGGAGAUCAGCCUGGACAACAAAUUCAAGCUGGUCUACAAUAAGGCUGCCAGGCUGUGGGCAGAAGCUCUGGAGGUUUUUACCAAGGCUGCCGACGAGCUGAGCCUGGUCUCCCGCAAAGCGCUGUGGGGCCAGUUCUGGUCGUCGCACCAGCGCUUCUUCAAAUACCUCUGCAUAGCCGCCAAGGUGCCGCGCCUCGUGGAGCUGGCCAACAGGGAGCUGGCAGCCGGCAAGUGCAUUGUGAUUGGCCUGCAGUCCACGGGCGAGGCUCGCACUAGAGAAGUCCUGGAUGAGAACGAUGGACAUCUGGACCGAUUUGUCUCCGCUGCUGAGGGUGUAUUUCAGUCUCUGGUACAGAAGCAUUUUCCGUCCGAAAAACAGAGAAGAGAGAAAGGCAACGGAAACAAGAGAAAACGCAAGCCCAAGGGCCGCCAGCCCAAGUUCCCAAAGCACAGUGUGGACAACGGGGGCGUGAUCAACAUCAGUGACGACAGCAGCACUGACUCCGACGGUCUGGACAGCGACUCAAACUCUUCCCCCGACUCCCUUCAGGACAACGAUGACGUCAUCUUUGUUAACCACACUAACUGUCACACUGCAAAAAUUGAAGAAAUGAAGCAAGGCCUCCUGAACAAGAUUUCCGAGCUGGGAAGAGAGCUACCUCUGAACACUCUGGAUGAACUGAUCGACCGCUUUGGAGGGCCGGACAGAGUCUCGGAGAUGACGGGCCGGAAGGGCCGCGUGGUUCGGCGGCUGGACGGCAGCGUGCGCUACGAGUCUCGUGCAGAACAGGGCCUCACCAUCGACCAGAUCAACAUCAAGGAGAAGGAACGCUUCAUGAGUGGGGAGAAGCUCGUGGCCAUCAUCUCGGAGGCAGCCAGCUCCGGCAUCUCCCUGCAGGCUGACAAGCGGGUGAAAAACCAGAAGCGGAGGGUGCACAUGACGCUGGAGCUGCCGUGGAGUGCAGACCGCGCCAUACAGCAGUUUGGUCGGACUCACCGCUCUAACCAGGUCACUGCCCCGGAGUACAUCUUCCUCAUCUCCGAGCUGGGCGGGGAAAGACGCUUCGCCUCCAUCGUAGCCAAGAGGCUGGAGAGCCUGGGGGCCCUGACCCAUGGCGACCGGAGAGCCACCGAGUCCAGAGACUUGAGCAAAUACAACUUCGAGAAUAAGUAUGGCACCAAGGCUCUGGACAAGAUUACCAAAGCCAUCCUGGGCCACAUCGAGAGCAAGGUGCCACCUCCCAGAGAUUAUCCAGACGGCGAUGCCAUGUUCUUCAGAGACAUGAAGCGUGGCAUGAUGGAUGUUGGCAUCUUCUGUAAAGAGCCUCGCUUUGGUCUCAGCACUGAGAAAGACUGCAGUAUCACGAAGUUCCUUAACCGCAUCCUGGGCCUGGAGGUGGACAAACAGAAUGCGCUCUUCCAGUACUUCACUGACAACUUUGACUACUUGAUAGAGAAAGACAAGAAGGAAGGGAAGUACGACAUGGGAAUCUUAGACCUGGCUCCCGGUAAUGACGAGAUCUAUGAGGAGACCCAGGAGAAGUUCCUCACUGCGGGGAACCCACAGGAUGGCCAGGUGGUGCUGUACAAGAUCAGGGUGGACCGAGGGAUGCCCUGGCAGGAAGCCUGCGACAAAGCAGAGACCCUCCAAGGCACGGACGAGGGCUUCUAUCUGUCACGAAAGACGCGGGGAAACUACCCCUGUGUUCUCCUGGCUGAGCAAGGCCGCAACCGCAACGUCAUCCUCUACAAGCCCAACAUUGGCAAGCAGGCGCAUCCGGAGAACCUGGACAACCUGCAACGCAGGUACCGCAAGGUGACUGCAGACGAGGCCAGAGAAGCAUGGGAGCAUCAGUUCAAGUUCUCCUUCCAGAAAUGCUGCCACGCUAACUGGAACGGGAAGUGCAAGCAGAUAGAGGAGGGCCACGAGUGCUGGCUAGGCAUGCGACUGCGGCAGUACCACAUGCUGUGCGGCGCGCUGCUGCGCGUCUGGAAGCGCGUGGCCGACGUGGUGUCCGACGUCACCAACUCCAGCAUCCUGCAGAUCGUCCGGCUCAAGACCAAGCAGCACAACAAGCAAGUCGGCAUCAAGAUCCCGGAGAACUGCGUGGCACGGGUGCGCAACGAACUGCUCCAUAUGGAUGAGGAGGUGAAGCGCAAGCGGCGGGAGCGGGAGCAGCGCGAGGAGGAGCAGCGGCGGGCCGAUGACCAGGAGCAGCGGCGGAAGGAGAUCAUGAUGUCCAGCCGGUGCGGGUUCCCCACCCGGCAGUUCUUCUCCAACCCUGCCCUGCAGUGCCUGCCCCCCCAGAGGAACUCUGACGAUGUGCUGGACCUGACCAUAAGUAGUUCCUCGCCCUCUCCGGACGCUGGUCUGGGUCUGGGCCUGGGCCUGGGUCUGGGCUUAGUUCUGGACAGCUUCGUGGGCCCCGUUGCUGACGGCCAAGAAGACCUGUCCUUGGAUGCUCUGAUGCCGUCAGCGGCACUCAGUACUGCUCAAGUUCCGCGCAGUCAACACUCGCAGCGCCCCCUGCAGGCACAGCGCAUGCUGCAGCUACCACUUGCGGCAGUACCGCAGGAGGGCCCGGUGGAUUACCAGAAUUACCUGAAUUUUAACAAUCCUCCCCUAAACCUGCCCUACUCGUCCAUGCCCUCUUCUGCCAGAACCACCUUCCCCACUGCGCUCUGCUCCUCCUCCCUGUUCUCCUCCGCCCCCACCCCCACAGAACCGCAGCCCCAGCCCUUGGUGAAUGGGCACCCCAACACGGAGGGACCCAUAAAUGCACGGGAAGUUUUGGACAGCAUGCUGGGGACCAACCCGAACAGACAGUCAGUCAUCCAGUACCGGAAUUGAUUGGCAGGCGGCCGCUGGGUCGCCACGGCGAUGCUGGCGGCGUCACGGUGGUGUUCGGACCUCCUCCUGCUUCCAGAGCGCAGUUCAGCUCGGCUCAUAAUUUCUAUAGAAAUGUCUUUCCCUCCAAGACAGAUUGGAAGGAACCUCUCUCUGAUUUCAUCGCAGAGAAACCGAAACCAAACAGAUUCUAUAGUACAACGUUGCGUCCAGAAGCGUGCUGUGUGACCUUUGGAGGAUCGCCCACCAUCUCCAGCAGCAGUCCCAUCGGUGGCCCUUGGACCGUACCACCAGUGCCGGGCGCAGGGGUCACGGUGCGGUAGCAUAUCUGUGUAGCCAGCGGAGCGGGUGAAAGUUGGAUACUCGAUAUCUUUAGAUGGUGUUGCCACCUCCACUAAGUCCGGCCUGUAGGGUUAGCGCCAGUGAGAUGGUUAAACAGCCUGCUGUCGAGCUCAGAAGAGUCCAUUUUAGCUGCGGAUAUGUCCAUUGCGGGAGCCCGUCAGUUUGGCGUAUCCCUGUCAUCGCGUUUGGUAACCCUAAAGUGAGAGGUGCUGAAUCAGCAUUGCCUUCCCAGAAGCACCUUUUCAAAUGUAGGUCAGGAGCCAGCUGCACCCCCACGACGUAAAGAGUUCGGUGAAGAGCCAUAGUCACGCUGUUUCCCUGGUCACUUUGCAGAGGUUCCUGUGCCUCUGUUUGCUGCGAUGAACAGAUCCCAGGUUUGAUGUAGUUGCUUUGAGAGAAUGCCGCCCCCCCCCCCCCCGUCCACCAAACCUUCCCAACCCAAGUGCCGUGAAACUUAAAUAUCCCAUCGGAAAGAGGUACACCCACCAACGUGAAAUCCCACAUCCCGCUAGUGUCGCAGUCGGGGGUGUCGGAUUGAUGAUUCAUUGGGCCUGACCUUUCAUUUCACCACUUCGUAUAGAGUAGCUGCGUGUGCAGCCGUCUCGCUUAAAGGGGAACGACAUGAUUCAACAACCUACUGUUGUAACAGUGCCUUCAGAACAAGGUGAGAAGUGAGCUAAUUUAAACACCUGAUCUUGUGUAUAUAUUUAUAUUUUGUGGCAUCUUAUUUAUUGGGUUAUAUUUAAUUAGCCCCUUAGUCAUGUGGUGGUGGUCAUGUGAUUCCCCCUCCUCCCAACCUGAUUUACUUCCUGUCAGCUGUGUAUGGCACCCCUAAUUCUUCCCAAGAAAUAAAGUACUGGUUGGUUAAGUCGAUCAUUUCACAAGUUCACCAUGUUGAGAACUUCCAGUAAGCCUUGUUUUCCAAGCGUUUUUUUUUUCUUCCUGCCUUUGUGACACAUUACCUGAUAAUGUGACUCUUAGUAAACUCUUAAUUUUAAAUCCUCAGGAAAGUUUCUGAUUUUACAAUCUGAAUAUACUGGUUUUGGCCCUUAGGAUUCUCCAUGUUUGUAUCUGGGCCUGGCAGGGUCCCUUGCAUUGCUACACUGCAUUGGCCCAGAUCUCAUACUCAGCCUCACCAAAAGCAAUAAAAUAAACAUGGUGUAGAAAACAUGUCUAAGUGCUGUUUACACUUCAGGGUCAAAUUGGACUUUUUCCCCCCGAUUAUGUGUAGGUUGCUUGCACUGGCUACCAAAUGUUUAAAGAAACUUAAAUUGAGAUCCUUUGUUUUUAGGAUCGAGGCUCAUGUUCCAUGUUGUAAGAGAGAAAUUGGAUAAAAGCAAUGUUUUUAUGGGUGUUAAUAUUGUUAUUGUUAUUUAUAUUUAAGGGACAUUUUAGUGGAAAUAGUUUUUAACAUUAUAAUCCGGUUCUGUAGUUGAUAAUACUUUAAAAAGUCAAAUGUUUUGUCAGGGACAUUUUUAAAAAACAAAAUUAAUAUACACAAAAUAUAUCUAUCGUAAUCUCCCACCAAAUGUAUUGCACUGUUGUGUACUGCUGUACAGGGUCGCUGGUGUGCGUGUGAGUGGGGUUUUUGUUUGUUUUGUUUUGUUUGUUUUCUUCUGCAGUUUUGUCCUCCUGACUCUUGUACAGUUAUUGUGAGUGAUACCAAAGUAUUUCCGCACCCGAAGUUACCGGCUACAUCCGAAUCUUAAUCUCAGGAAAAAAUUCUAUAUCAAAAUAUCCAUUACAAAUUAUAAGAAGAUUAUAUAUAGAAGAUCUGGUAUCUACGACAACUAAAAAAAAAAAAAAAAGCCCUCGGUUCUUUCCACCUCCAUUCUGCACUGGAAGUGAUUAGCUGUCUUUUUGAUGUUUGAAACUUGAUUCGAAGGUUUCGCCGUUCGUUACUGUGCUGAGUUCUGGUUAUUUUUAAGUGUUUAUGCCAUCUUAGGGCAAAGAUAAAAAGUGGUGUAUGAAAAGAA